Messenger RNA from Nycticebus coucang (slow loris), 3835 nucleotides. It is a transcript of the gene USH1C, whose product is annotated as USH1 protein network component harmonin. Gene Ontology annotation, molecular function: protein binding. The transcript is spliced from 27 exons. The record is from RefSeq and is a predicted model, not a curated record. Lineage: Eukaryota; Metazoa; Chordata; Mammalia; Primates; Lorisidae. Bases 101 to 2872 code for a protein of 923 amino acids. Gene Ontology annotation, biological process: inner ear receptor cell stereocilium organization; retinal cone cell development; inner ear auditory receptor cell differentiation. Gene Ontology annotation, cellular component: stereocilia ankle link complex; cilium; stereocilium tip.
UCGGGACCGACUGCCGCUUCUCUGGCCAGCUCCCGGCAGCCAGGCACCGGCACACGACGGAGCGGGUCGUGGGACCACCCGGCCUCUGUCUGGCCCAGCCAUGGACCGAAAGGUGGCCCGAGAAUUCCGGCACAAGGUGGAUUUCCUGAUCGAAAAUGAUGCAGAGAAGGACUAUCUCUAUGACGUGCUGCGGAUGUACCACCAGACCAUGGAUGUGGCCGUGCUUGUGGGAGACCUGAAGCUGGUGAUCAACGAGCCCAGCCGCCUGCCCCUCUUUGAUGCCAUCCGGCCCUUGAUCCCACUGAAGCACCAGGUGGAAUAUGACCAACUGACCCCCCGGCGCUCCAGAAAGCUGAAGGAGGUGCGUCUGGACCGCCUACACCCCGAAGGCCUCGGCCUCAGUGUGCGUGGCGGCCUCGAGUUUGGCUGUGGGCUCUUCAUCUCUCACCUCAUCAAAGGUGGUCAGGCAGACAGCGUCGGGCUCCAGGUAGGGGAUGAGAUCGUCCGGAUCAAUGGGUAUUCCAUCUCCUCCUGCACCCACGAGGAGGUCAUCAACCUCAUCCGAACCAAGAAGACCGUGUCCAUCAAAGUCAGACACAUCGGCCUGAUCCCUGUAAAGAGCUCUCCCGAGGAGCCUCUCAAGUGGCAGUAUGUGGAUCAGUUUGUGUCAGAAUCCGAGGGAGGACGGGGCAGUCUGGGCUCUACUGGGAAUCGGGAAAACAAAGAGAAGAAGAUCUUCAUCAGUCUGGUGGGCUCCCGGGGCCUUGGCUGCAGCAUCUCCAGUGGCCCCAUCCAGAAACCCGGCAUCUUCAUCAGCCACGUGAAGCCUGGCUCCUUGUCUGCUGAAGUGGGCUUGGAGACGGGGGAUCAGAUUGUCGAAGUCAACGGUAUCGACUUCUCCAACCUAGACCACAAGGAGGCUGUGAACGUGCUGAAGAGUAGCCGCAGCCUGACCAUCUCCAUCGUAGCAGGGGCUGGCCGGGAGCUGUUCAUGACAGACCGGGAGCGGCUGGAGGAGGCCCGGCAGCGCGAGCUGCAGCGGCAAGAGCUUCUGAUGCAGAAGCGGCUGGCGAUGGAGUCCAACAAAAUCCUCCAGGAACAGCAGGAGAUGGAGCGGCAAAGAAGAAAGGAAAUUGCCCAGAAGGCAGCAGAGGAAAAUGAGAGAUACCGAAAGGAGAUGGAACAGAUCGUGGAAGAGGAAGAGAAGUUUAAGAAGCAGUGGGAAGAAGACUGGGGCUCAAAGGAACAGCUGCUCUUGCCUCAAACUAUCACCGCUGAUGUGCACCCGGUACCCCUUCGCAAGCCAAAGUCUUUUGGGUGGUUUUAUCGUUAUGAUGGCAAAUUCCCAACCAUCCGGAAGAAAGGAAAAGAUAAGAAGAAAGCCAAGUAUGACAGCCUGCAAGAGUUGAGAAAGAAUAAGAAGGAACUGGAGUUUGAGCAAAAGCUUUACAAAGAGAAAGAGGAAAUGCUGGAAAAGGAAAAGCAACUAAAGAUCAACCGGCUGGCCCAGGAGGUGUCUGAGACAGAGCGGGAAGACCUUGAAGAAUCGGAAAAGAUUCAGUAUUGGGUGGAAAGGCUCUGUCAGACACGACUUGAGCAGAUUUCCUCUGCUGAUAAUGAGAUUUCAGAGAUGACUACAGGGCCCCCACCUCCCCCACCUUCUGUGUCUCCCCUGGUCCCACCCUUGAGACGCUUUGCAGGCGGGCUGCACCUGCACACCACGGACCUGGAUGACAUCCCCUUGGACAUGUUCUACUAUCCCCCCAAGGCUCCCUCUGCCUUGCCUGUGAUGCCCCACCCUCCACCUUCCAACCCAUCCCCCAAGGUCCCUGCACCCCCCAUCCUGCCCUCAUCCAGCCAUGUGAGCACCUCAUCCUCACCCUGGGUGCAGCACAUCCCACCGCCCAUUCCCAUCCCUCCCCCACCAUCCAUCCCCACCCAAGACCUCACUCCCACCCGUCCACUGCCCUCGGCACUAGAAGAAGCUCUGGGCAACCACCCCUUCCGCCCUGGGGACAUAGGCAAUCCAACAGAGGACUGGGAGGCAAAGAACCACGGUGGGAAGCCCACCAGCUCCCCCGUCCCGCCCACCCCAAAGACAUUUUGCCCAAGCCCACAGCCUCCUCGAGGCCCUGGCGUGUCCACCAUCUCCAAACCUGUCAUGGUCCACCAGGAGCCCAACUUUAUCUACAGGCCAGCCGUGAAAUCCGAGGUCCUGCCACAAGAGAUGUUGAAGAGGAUGGUGGUUUAUCAGACAGCAUUCAGACAAGACUUCCGGAAAUAUGAGGAAGGCUUUGACCCCUACUCCAUGUUCACCCCAGAGCAGAUCGUAGGGAAGGACAUCCGGCUUCUGCGCAUUAAGAAGGAGGGAUCUUUAGACUUGGCCCUGGAAGGUGGUGUGGACUCCCCGAUCGGGAAGGUGGUCGUCUCUGCUGUUUACGAGGGGGGAGCAGCUGAGUGGCACGGUGGCAUUGUGAAGGGGGAUGAGAUCAUGGCGAUCAAUGGCAAGAUUGUGACAGACUAUACUCUGGCUGAGGCUGAGGCUGCCCUGCAGAAGGCCUGGAAUCAAGGGGGGGACUGGAUGGACCUUGUUGUUGCCGUCUGUCCCCCCAAGGAGUACAACGAUGAACUCUCUUCUCUUCCCUCCUCCGCAGCAGAAAGCCCCCGGCCGGUCCGAAAGCUCCUUGAAGACCGGUCUCCCGUGCACAGACACGGGUUCCUCCUGCAGCUGGAGCCCACGGUGAAUAGGCAGGCAGGCACGGGGCCCUGGCUGUCACACUGCAUGCAGUGGCCAUCUGCUGUACUGUCAGCAGGUUCUUUGGACUGGUGUCUGGGGGGAUACACAAGGUGCCGUUUCUGCGGUGCUGCCUAGGGCCUGCUGUUGGCCAUGCUGGAAUUCUGUCACACUCAAAGGCCCUCCACCUUGGGAGAAUGGUGCAGCGCCCAGUUGAGCACUUGCUUGGGACAUAGGCGUGCUGACUCACCACAGCCCUUGGGACUUGCCUGGGCUGUCCCCAAUGAGCAGGAUGGAUCAGCGAGUGCCUUUCACUACUGGGUGCAGACAGUGCCUCAGACGAGGCAUGUUGGGCUGGGAGAGCCCAGGGGAAGCCCAGGUGGAAUUUCCCCCAAGAGGUGUCAUCAACAAAAUGUGCCUCCCUUGCCUGUGAAUCCCACCCUGCUGGGGACCUCUGCUCUACCCUGGCCCCCCUGCUUGGGCAGAGCCAGGGCUAUUAAGAGGUUUUUAUGGCUGGUCCAAAGAACCAGGGUUGGAAGAUUAGAGUUGCUCAUGUCCUGUUGUGCCCUGUCAUGGACUAAGCCCUGCUCCGACCAGACUAUUCUUAGUACUUUCUCCAUCCCUUGGCUCCAAGCUCUAUCUGUGGGACAUACCGUGGAGCCCAGCUUUGGGAGGUGCUUCCCGCCCCAUGACAGGGCUGUGCCCAUGGACGGAGCUAGCAGGUGGCUGUGAAAUGGGUGUUUGGUGUGGCCUGAAGCCUACAGCUGGCAGCAUCUAGGGCAGACCAAUGGACUUGUUGACUUUUUUGUUACAAGUUUCCUAAAACAUUAGGGCCUCAUGCUCCCAAGACAGUUGGCCUACUACACUGUUGCUUCUGGGAAGGCCUAAGUGGCCCUAUGUUUUCUGUCACUUGCUCUUUGCAAGAGACCCCUACCCCUCUUCCUCUCAGAUCCCUGCUCUCUCAUCCUGGGCAUCCUUUCUGCAUUCUCCUGGGCCUCCUGUGUGCUGUGGCUGUGGCUGUGGGAGUAUAGCCACUUGGGGCCUGCUCUAAGAGGGGCCUCAGAGAUUAGCAGGGCCUUGAGAUGCCAGGUGACUACUCCC